ACAGGCGGUUGACGUUUACUCCUACAGCAGCCCAGCCACGCAAGCCCUCAUGUCCACGAGAAGAUCACAUACAUUUAGAGAGACCAUGCCUUCAACAAGAUCUGGAGAACGCACCCCAUUGAGGUGUGUCCAGAAUGAAAUGCGCCAUGUCUCAACCCCAUCUUCUAGACUCAAAUCGAGAUCAGGGUCGGGCAGCAAUAUCCUCAAAACACCCAAGAAUGAUGCUGUGUUCAUCUACACAGACCCGUUAACACAUUGCCCUCCACCAGCUGAGGUCCUAUGCUCUCCUAGUGUUCCAAAGCCCAGUGAUAAAACUACUACCAGCGAUACAGCUCCUACUACUGAGGACACAGCUGUUGAUACAAGCAGUGGACUUGGAGACAUUACCUUCAAGUCCUUCAUUUGUGCUGGGGGUGAGGUUGAGGUUUCAGAGCCCUCAAGGGUUGCAGACGAAACCAUCCGGCUACCCAAGAAUCAACUGAACAUCUCUUCUCUUCCUGGCUAUGACGAUGAAAACACAUGUCUCUCUGACAGUAUGGUUACUCAAUGCUGCGACAACCAUGUGGAUCACGUCUAUUGUGAUUUGGAAAGAGAUUUGGCCACAACUAAAGCUGACCUGUCCUUUAAUGGGGGUUCAAACGCCAGUCUUAGUGUUCCACAGUUCACCGAUAUAGCCCACAUCACUGAGACUGUUACUGGCGGACAGGGAGAUGUAACAUUUAAGUCUUUCAUCUGCACUGGAGGGGAGGUGGAAGUUUCAGAGGCUUCCAGGGUGGCACUUGAGACUAUACUCCUACCAAUGGAUCAGCCUGCAAACCACCAUCAGCCAUACAACGACAGUAUAUAUCAAAGUGUUAUAGUAGAUGAGUUGCACAUGCAGUCCAUCGAUGACCACGCAGAUCACCUCUAUUGUAAUGUGGCCUCUAUUGCACGCCUUUCCUUCAAAGAACCUACACAUUGUAGAACUAUGAAAUCCAUAGAGAUGGUACAUACCAAUGAAGAGUCAACUGGUGUUCAAAAUGCCACUGGCGGACAAGGACAUGUGACAGUCAAAUCCUUCAUCUGCACUGGGCUUGAGGUUGAAGUCUCAGAGUCCACCAGAGUGUCCAAAGACACUAUCCUCCUACCUGAGAAUCAGACUGUGACAAGUCAUCUACCAUACAACGACAGGGUCAACCCAAGCAUCAUAGAGGAGCAGUCCUCCGAUCAUGCAAAACACCCUUACAGCCAUGUGGAAAGUGAAGGUGGCGUGUGGAAAGCGGAUGCCGCUGCCAUCAGUGAACCCUCAAUGGGAAAUGCAUCCUUAAGGUCAUUGAAGGACCUGGAUGAGGUCGCCUGUCAGCUUUUCCCUGAAGGCCCCAAACAGGGUUAUUCUCCUGAAGACAGCGCCAUGGUUCCAGCUAUACAGUUGGAAACUGACCGCUCCCAUUGCAAUGAGUUUGGAGCCUCGGCCAGGAGCUCCACACCUGUAGAUGAGGACUACCCAUCGAUAGCCUCUCACUCCCAUUCUCAUGGUUCAAUGCAGGAGUCCAGUGGGGCCACAGACAGCGCGCUGGGUUCAAGCAGUAACGCUCCUCUUCUCUCCAACACUACAGACAAAGCGAGCUCUGAGAACAUUGCUCACGUGUUGACUGAGCUACCCAAGAUCCCCUCUGUAGCGACGUGGGCCGGCGGUGGUGAUGCUUUACAGUUGGAGAUCUUCAGCCCCGUUCUUAGCACUACCCCCAUGACCAGAAGAAGGGGCAUUCAGAAAUCGUCUUUCGCCCAAAUGGAGGAAUCCGCUCUGGAAAAUGGUAGGGGUUGUGUCCUCAACUCUGCUGAGGGUAGCUCCGUUGUCCCCGCCAACCCAGACAGCCGACUCUGGGGGGCCGUCCUGGAGAGCCCCAUGCCUCUGCCCAAGUUCAACUCGACGGCAGUGGGUGCCGCAUCGACCUGCAAGCCCCCUCCUCCAGACCCAGUCACAGAGACUGUGGAGACGAGGCCAGAAGUAGAUGUACCUCAUGUAAAAUCCCAACCCAAGGUGGAGAAAGUAAAGAUGGGUCUUUUUGAUCAUUUACCAAGGUUGGUUUGUGAGGAGCCCUUUCAGCAGCAACUCAUCCAGAUGGCCCAAUUCCUCAUCCUGGCAUCGGGCAAGAUGGACCCUGUUAGCAACCCUUCCCUAGCCCCUACACCUGCUCCCGCCCCUCCUGUAGUGGAUACUACAGCGGGGACCGUGGCUGUGGAGUGCCACAGCAUGUGUGUUGGCACCACUCCAGUGAGGCGGACAGACCGCAGUGCCAACACCUCUGGUCAGUUUGAGAGGAAGAGGGAGUUCUCUGUGUCUGACGCCUGCACCAGCACCGAGACUCUGCUCUGGAAUCUGGCCCCUGGGAGCCUGUGUCGGGUCCCCAGACAGGAGCUGGAGCAGAGGCUGACCUCCACUCUCAUCAUGGUGGAGGCCCUGGUGCAGCAGCUGUGCACAGCCAGGGAACAGGGCCACUCUAGGGGCCCCGGGCCCUCAGAAUUCAGAGACAAGCUGGUCCAGACCGACCACACUGAACUCAGCCAGACGGUAACCUACAAAGACCUGUAUGUGACGGCCCUGGAGAGGAUCAAGGAGCUAGAACUGGACCAAACCACUCUACAGAACCUACUCCACAGCAUGCAGGACACCAGGAGCACCAUGACAGCCCUGAGUGGAGACACUGAGGCUGCUCUCAGCAGCAUGAGACAGAUAAGAGACCUAGUUAAAGAGGACCAGCAGAGCCUGGUUACACGGUAUGGUCAGAUGAAGUCCCUUUAUGAGAAGUGCAAGGAGACCCAGGUCAGGAUGGUGCAGAAGGUCAGAGACACCCUGCAGCAGAGAGAGGACAUGAGGAGACGGAUGGAGGAGGCUUUCACCGCCAGGGACGCAGCCUUCAGUGUAACUGAGCAGCUGAGGGUUCACUGUGCCGUGCGUAUCUCUGAGCUGGAGGAGAGUGUGGGAUCUCACCAGGAGCUGAUGGCUGCCCUGAACAAGACCUACCCAGAACAGGUUACAUUGAACAAGGCCUACGUGGAAUCCCUCAACUCUGCAUCUGAGCUUUUGAGAGGAACCAUGAGCGAUCACGACAGUCUGCAUCAAGAGCUGAAAACAGCCAGGCGUCUCCUCCAGAGGACAACUCCUAUACUGGUGAAGCUGAAUGAGAAGGCAGCCAACGCUAUAGGAGAGAGAGACCAGCACCUCUCAGAGAGAGACCAAGCUGUGGAGGAGAGAGAGCAGAUCCAAGAGGAACUGGACCAAACCAACGUGAGUCUCCAAGAUGCCAGACAGGAGGUUGGGGACUUGAAUCUGCAGGCCACCAUCAUCAAUUCAGAGUUGGGUGUUCUGCGUCAGAAGCUGAGUGAGGGAGAAGAGGAGCGAGUUCAGCUGGAGAGGAAGGUCACGGAGCUGUCUGCCACCGUCUCAUCUACCCUGGCCUCCUAUGCCUUCCUAGAGCAGGCCCUGGCUGCAGAGUCCACCAAGUUGCAACAGUCAUGGCAAGAAGUCCAGCAAGCUACCGACAGGGCCAACCAGUAAGUGAACUCAGUUACCUCAUUUCUCUUAUCAUCACUACUAUUUAAAUCUGUUUUACCAUUGAAAUGAGCUAUUCUGAUGUAUUUUUCUGUUUAGCCCCAUCACAUUGCAGCUAUAAAGAUGAUUUAACAUGAACUAAGACACGCAUACCUUUUGCUAUUUGUAAUCAAUAAUGCACAUUGGUUUAACUAUUAAGGCAUGUUUAGUCAUUGAGUUUAAUUAAGCAAUAAGGCAUGAGAACCCAGGGAUUACUCCUGACUACGGGAUGUUCUUAGGCCUGAAUCAAGGCAGAGGGAACAGCCCUUAGGAGGGAGUUAUGCCUUAUUGCUUUUAUAACAGUUGCCAGCAUAUUAAUAAAAACAUAUAUAUAUAUCUUUUUCAUUAAACAUUAUUUUGAACGGGUAAAUUUGUUUUUGUGUUCUGGUCAUUAGUUAUUUUCUCAUGUUU
Molecule: messenger RNA, 3982 nt
Organism: Oncorhynchus gorbuscha (pink salmon)
Lineage: Eukaryota; Metazoa; Chordata; Actinopteri; Salmoniformes; Salmonidae
Exons: 10
Coding region: 50-3538 (1162 amino acids)
Biological process (GO): regulation of attachment of spindle microtubules to kinetochore; cell division
Source: RefSeq, a predicted model, not a curated record